Molecule: messenger RNA, 1263 nt
Organism: Caenorhabditis remanei
Lineage: Eukaryota; Metazoa; Nematoda; Chromadorea; Rhabditida; Rhabditidae
Exons: 8
Coding region: 1-1263 (420 amino acids)
Biological process (GO): autophagy of mitochondrion; regulation of mitochondrion organization; ubiquitin-dependent protein catabolic process
Cellular component (GO): cytosol; endoplasmic reticulum; cytoplasm
Molecular function (GO): ubiquitin protein ligase activity; ubiquitin conjugating enzyme binding
Source: RefSeq, a predicted model, not a curated record
AUGGCGACGGAGAUGAGUAAUACAAACAAAGAAUCAAAAUUAACUGAAGAAAGUGAUCAGAAAGUGGAAACUCAAAAGAAAAAGGAAGAUGAUAGCAGAAUAGUUGGAUGCGAGGUUUGCAGUGAGAAGGAGGAGGUCCGAAUAAUUCUUCGACAAUGUGGCCAUGUGGUUUGCUUGCCCUGCAUUUUGGAAUACGUUAAGAAUAGAAUAAUUGUGGAUGGCCAUCCCCGAUUCAAAUGUCCAGUUGUCACGUGUAAUGAAGUGAUCCAUGACAAUGAUAUCAAUGCAGUGCUUGAUGAGAAAGAGCCUGCACUGGAGAGAUACAUGUCGAUCACCCAUCGAAGAUAUUUACAGCACAAGCAAUACAAACACUCAGUUAUUGCUGCUCUACCAUCUUCUGAUAUCAAGCGAUGCCCACUGUGCCGAGCUGUGUACAUGCACGAACCGGGAUGCAACUAUGUGAUUUGUGCGAAUUCUGUGUGCAAUACGGCGUUUUGUUGGCAUUGUGAGAAGUCGAUCGGUAGACCGUGCUCUCAUUUUACCACAGCUUCACAUUGCCGCUUGGGCUAUCUUGACUACGAGCGAAUCUUCAGAUCGAUUCAGUUGGCUCUCGACGUAAACUUCAUAAUACUCUGGAUCCUUCUCCCAUUCGUCUACUUAAUCGCGUUUCUCUACAUUCCAAUAUUCAUACUUUUCCUUGUACCAGCCAGUCUAGCUUAUGAUGCAUAUAGAAAAGAGAAGGAUAGUCACGACUUUCUGGUUCCGAUUGAUGUGAUCACUAUAAUAUUUCGUAUUGUUAUUGGUAUUGUCGUUGGGAUAGUUGUGAGCAUCCCAUUUGCAGUGGGAUCGAUUGUUUCGGGAUUUGUGAUUGUGUUUUUCUACAUGGGAUUUUUGAUUAUUCGUACUAUUCCUUGUGGAUUGUCUGGGGAUCGAGUUGGCACAUUUUUGUGUUUUAUGAGAUGGGCUGGUAGACUUUUUAAAAUUGGUCCCUAUGGUAAAUUGUUAGACGAAGCAAGACGAGAACGAAGAGAUGCAUUGAUAAAACUGGAAGAGAAUCAAGAUGACUACGAAAAUGCGUUAGGCAGCUCUAGUACUACGUCCGGAACCGGAAGAACUGCUGCGAAAACAUCAACAACCACUCAAGAAACUGCCACAACGUUACUAUCAACUACGGAAAAUGCGGAAAAUCUGGGAACAGCUGGGAGAACGAGUAUGACAAUGAGUAAAAGCACUGAAAAAUUGACUUCGACGAGUAAAGCUUAA